ACCUCGUAAACAUCAUGGCGGCGUUCGUGAGGCGUUUUGGUGUAGUGGGAGAGCAUUUCGUAAAGAACUUAAUAAAAACAAAUGCAGUGAAAAAGGCGGUUCGCCAGCAGUCCACACCAGCCGCAGCAGAGGUGGCGUUAAACGUACCAGAGACGAAAGUCACCACACUGGCAAAUGGCCUUAGAGUGGCUUCGGAGGACUCUGCACUGCCCACAUGCACGGUUGGCCUGUGGAUAGACGCUGGGAGUCGAUAUGAGAACGAGAGGAACAACGGGACAGCCCACUUCCUGGAGCACAUGGCUUUUAAGGGCACAAAGAAGCGUUCUCAACUAGACCUGGAGCUUGAGAUAGAGAACAUGGGAGCUCAUCUAAAUGCCUAUACUUCCAGAGAGCAGACCGUAUACUACGCCAAAGCCUUCUCUAAAGACCUCCCCAGAGCUGUGGAGAUUCUCGCUGACAUAAUCCAGAACAGCACCUUGGGGGAGGCAGAGAUUGAGCGUGAGCGUGGCGUAAUCCUGCGAGAGAUGCAGGAAGUUGAGACUAACCUACAGGAAGUUGUCUUUGACUACCUGCAUGCGACAGCAUACCAGGACACUGCCCUAGGAAGAACCAUUCUUGGACCUGCAGAAAACAUCAAAACUAUAAACAGAGCAGACCUUUUGGAGUACAUUACAACGCACUACAAGGGGCCAAGGAUCGUGCUUGCUGCAGCUGGGGGUGUGUGCCACAAUGAACUAAUCGAUUUGGCUAAAUUUCACUUUGGAAAGCUGCCAGCCCGAUACAAGGGUGAGGCACCAGCGUUACCCUCCUGCAGAUUCACUGGAAGUGAGAUUCGAGUCAGUGACAAUAAGAUGCCACUGGCCCACAUAGUGAUCGCAGUGGAGGCCGUGGGUUGGUCCCACCCUGACACCAUCCCGCUCAUGGUGGCCAACACGCUCAUCGGGAACUGGGACCGCUCCUUCGGCAGCGCCGUGAACCUGUCCAGCAAGCUGGCACAGGUGGCGUGCCAGGGGAGUCUGUGCCACAGCUUCCAGUCCUUCAACACAUGCUACACAGACACGGGCCUGUGGGGGCUGUAUGCCGUGUGCGAGCCAGGCACCGUGAGCCAGAUGAUGCACUUCACGCAGCAGGAGUGGAUGUCGCUGUGCACCAGCGUGACGGAGAGCGAGGUAGCAAGAGCGAAGAACCUCUUGAAGACCAACAUGUUGCUUCAUCUGGACGGUUCCACACCUAUCUGCGAAGACAUCGGCAGGCAGAUGCUGUGCUAUGGACGCAGAAUCCCACUGCACGAACUGGAGGCCAGGAUAGAUUCCAUAGACGCAAACACCAUCAAGCAGGUGUGCACAAAAUACAUCUACAACAAAGCCCCUGCAAUAGCAGCCGUUGGGCCUAUUGACCAGCUCCCAGACUACAACCACAUCCAGAGUGGGUUGUACUGGUUAACCUGAAGAGAAAGGAUGGGCUUCACACUGCCUGCACAUUCACAUAUACAGAGUUACAAACGAGGAGCAUUUAUGUAGUGAGCAUUUUCUUUAUAUUUUAUUAUAAAAUAAAGAACAAACACAAUAACAUUAAAAGAACAAGA
Messenger RNA from Electrophorus electricus (electric eel), 1585 nucleotides. RefSeq names its product peptidase, mitochondrial processing subunit beta (gene pmpcb). Gene Ontology annotation, cellular component: mitochondrion. The record is from RefSeq and is a predicted model, not a curated record. Lineage: Eukaryota; Metazoa; Chordata; Actinopteri; Gymnotiformes; Gymnotidae. Gene Ontology annotation, molecular function: metal ion binding; metalloendopeptidase activity.